GACUGCGAAUUUAACUAGAGCUCUCUCUCUCUCUGUCUGUCUGUCCUUCCUCUGCUUUGAUGCUACGUUGCCUGCGAAUCUCUCUGAUAAAAUUCGGAUUCUCCUUCUCGCCUUCUCUUCUACUUUCAUAUACUGCUUAGAAUUAGAUACAAACAAAAAAAAAAACAUGUCUUCUACUAGCUAAACUAGUAUUCUAUAUAUUUUUAUUUAUGCACUCCUUUUAUUCCUAGUCUCUUCUCUUCUCUUUUCUGUCUGGGGAAAACUUUGGUUUUUAGUUGAAGCAUCUUUGUUUUAUGUUUUCACUGGUUGAUUGCUUUUGUGUCACCUAUCUAUCUGUUGUAAGAGGCUGCUGUCCUAUGGUCUGAAAUAUCUUCUUUUGUUGCCAUUCUCUUUUCACUUACGCUAGGCCUCUGUUUUCCUUUCAUGUCCUCUAUCCCCCCCUCUUUCUUCUCAUGCUUUGCUCUCACCAGGGAAAACAGAGGAGCGCACUUGCUAAAAUCAACUGUUUGUUGUUAACUAGUGGAUAAAGCAAAAACCCAAUACUCUGUUUUCCCUGUCUCUGCCCCUCCUUGUCCAGAUAUAUAUAUGGAGAAAAAGGAGGAUGCUAGCUCUCCGGUUGGAGUUCUUGAAGACUACUUUAAGAGUGAAGACUCAGAGAGUUGUUCUUCAAAAGAUCCCUCAUCGGAUGCUGAGGUUUCAAAACAUGCCUCCCGUUGGCAUGGAUUUGUCAAGUUACUUAGAAGUAGAUCGAAGAAAUCUUUAGCAACAUUGCAUCCUCUCGGUGUCCUAAAGCUCUCUAUGAGAAAGAGCAGUAGCAUGAGAGAAAACAUUAUAACGAAUCUCUUUGCGAAUUCUGAUUCGAGCAAUUUUAAGUCUCCAAGGAUCAACUUCACUCUCUCUGAGCUCCAAGCCGCGACAAACAAUUUCAGCCAAGAGAACCUGAUUGGAAAAGGCGGUUAUGCUGAAGUUUACAAAGGGUGUUUGCAAAAUGGGAAAAUUGUUGCCAUCAAGCGUUUAACACGAGGAACAACUGAUGAGAUUAUUGGGGACUUUUUAUCUGAGAUGGGGAUUAUGGCCCAUGUGAACCAUCCCAAUACAGCUAAAUUGAUUGGUUAUGGAAUUGAAGGAGGAAUGCACCUUGUUCUUGAAUUGUCUCCACAUGGGAGCUUAGCUUCAGUUCUUUAUGGUUCAAAAGAGAGAUUGACAUGGCAUAUCAGGUAUAAGAUUGCAUUAGGGACAGCUCAUGGUUUACUCUAUCUUCACGAGGGUUGCCAGAGAAGAAUAAUACACAGAGAUAUUAAGGCUGCAAACAUUUUGCUUACAGAGGACUUUGAGCCUCAGAUUUGUGAUUUUGGUCUUGCAAAGUGGCUACCAGAGCAUUGGACUCACCACACUGUUUCCAAAUUUGAAGGCACAUUCGGUUAUCUUGCUCCGGAAUACUUGAUGCAUGGAAUAGUAGACGAAAAAACUGAUGUUUUUGCCUUCGGUGUGCUGCUGUUGGAACUAGUCACGGGACGGCGAGCUCUGGAUUACUCGCAGCAAAGCCUUGUGUUGUGGGCAAAACCAUUACUCAAGAACAAUGAGAUUGGAGAGCUAGUUGAUCCUGCUCUUGUUGAUGAUUAUAAUGCUCGACAAAUGAAUCUUGUGCUCUUGGCUGCUUCUUUAUGCAUACAACAAUCUUCAAUACGGCGGCCUCACAUGAUUCAGGUUGUCCAGAUUCUGAAUGGUAACCUUAGCUGCUUGAAGUGUAUGAAAAAAAUCCGAUUGCCAUUUUUUCGAAAAGCUUUUCUUAAUGAAAAACUCCUUGGUGCAGAGGAGUACAACUCACCCAAGAACAGGCAUAUCAAUUGACCUGACAGGUUGAUUUGGGUUUUGAGAUCAAUCACCAUUUCCGUGUCUCUUUCGGCAGUUCUGAUGAAGCAAGUCUUGGCCACUUGGGUAUUUGAACCUCAGAUUUCAUACGUUUUCUGUGAAAACAAGGAGAUGGUAUUGCCAAAAUUUGUACCAACUCAUGCUCACAUGUGAAAUCAGAGUGAGAGCAGCUAAACAGCAUAUCAGAGGUGGAAAAAGAAGAAGAGGGAGCUCAUGAAACAAACGAAAGACGAUGUUUCUAAACCUAUGUACCUAAAUGGGAAACAUCAAGAGAGAAUGUUUUGGAACAAAAGGAAAAGGAUGCCAUUGUUUUCCAACUUAUAUGUACAGGGUAGAGUCCUAGAACUUAACGACAUGUAUAUAAAAGAAUCACGAGUAUAGAGUUCCAACUCUGUUUCCCAAUUGCA
This is a messenger RNA of Populus trichocarpa (black cottonwood), 2279 nucleotides long. Its product is annotated as receptor-like cytosolic serine/threonine-protein kinase RBK2. Gene Ontology annotation, molecular function: protein kinase activity; ATP binding. The record is from RefSeq and is a predicted model, not a curated record. The transcript is spliced from 8 exons. Lineage: Eukaryota; Viridiplantae; Streptophyta; Magnoliopsida; Malpighiales; Salicaceae. Bases 586 to 1851 code for a protein of 421 amino acids. Gene Ontology annotation, biological process: protein phosphorylation.